Molecule: messenger RNA, 4402 nt
Organism: Pungitius pungitius (ninespine stickleback)
Lineage: Eukaryota; Metazoa; Chordata; Actinopteri; Perciformes; Gasterosteidae
Gene: uacab
Product: uveal autoantigen with coiled-coil domains and ankyrin repeats b
Exons: 18
Coding region: 195-4256 (1353 amino acids)
Molecular function (GO): protein binding
Source: RefSeq, a predicted model, not a curated record
UAUUGGAUCUACUACAUAUCAAUCGAGGGGCGAGUAGAAUUUGCGGUUGGGCGUCAGGUGAAACUCGCUCUGCGAGGGGAAAAGGGGGAAAGAUAAAAAGUACUUCGUCUGAACGUUCAGGGACAUUUUAUAUGCUAUUUAUAAACUUACUAACCUAAGGAAACUUUUAAUACUGGAAACCAACACGUAACAAGAUGAAGAGCCUCAAGUAUCGAUUGAAAAAACACGAAGUUAACAUCACAAACACAGACUGGAACAAGUAUGAUGACCGGCUGAUGAAGGCCGUGGAGCGGAGAGAGGUGGAAAAGGUGGCCGCCGUUCUCAGCAAGAAGGGCAUCAUCCCCAGCAAGCUCGACGUAGAAGGGCGCUCGGCGUUCCAUUUGGCUGCGGCGCGAGGACACGUCGACUGCCUCAAUCUGAUCCUGGGACACGGCGUCGACGUCACGGCCUCCGAUGCCACCGGCAAAAAUGCUCUUCAUCAGGCUUCAAGAAAUGGGCAUUCUCUGUGUGUGCAGAAGCUCCUGCAGCACAACAGUCCAGUUGGAAAUGUGGACCUACAAGGAAGAACAGCUCUACAUGAUGCAGUCAUGGGCGGCUGCUCCUCGAGUGUGAAACUUCUCUGUGACAGCGGGGCUUCUGUGAACGCCACGGAUUUUGAUGGCAGGACACCUCUGGUGCUGGCUACCCAGAUGUGUCAUCCACGCAUCUGUAAGCUGCUGCUGGAGCGAGGGGCUGACAUCACCAUCCGGGACAAACUAAACAAGACGCCGCUGAUCCUGGGCUGCGAGUUUGGCUGCAAGGACGCCGUGGAGGUGUUGCUGAAGAGCGGCAGCGACGUGAAGGCAGUGGACAGCUCGGGUCAGGACGCGCUUCACUACGCUCGCCUCGGCAAGAACCCAGAGCUCGUCGCCCUGAUCAAAAGUUACCUCGACAAAGCCACCAGAGAUAAAGAGGCUGCGAAGAUAGAGCAGUGGAAGCGACAGCAUUCAGUGGAGAGGUCGGAGACAGUUGAGGUUAACAGAAGGGAUCAAAUCAUACACGACUUGGAAAAGCAGAACGAGACGCUGCAGGAAAGCCUGAGGAACUAUCACCAGGAUCAAGGAACCUUGUUGGAUAAAGUCAACGUGCUGCAGCAACAGCUCACACAGAAGGAUCAGUUGAAGAUGUUACUCGGUUCCAAAGAGGAAGGGGCUCGAGGCCAGGAGACGGUCAAGGUUCAGCUCAGGAGCACUAUGGGGGAUUACUCUGGACAGUCUGUUAUCAAAGGUAAAGAAAACAAUCUGGUCAAACAAGCUUACAGCCUGGACUCUGAUCAGUUGCUCCAGAACCCUCCCUCUGCGGCCUGGCACAUCUCCGGUGAGCUGGAUGCCCUCCAGCGAGAACUUGAGGCGGUCAAGAGACGACAACAGGCGGCGGACGAUGAGACGGCGCAGCUUCAGUCGGCCCUGAACCGUAAGAACCGAGAGUGCCAGGAGCUGGUUCUCAGCCGAGACGCCAUCCAGAAACAGGCCGACCAGCAGAUUCAAGUACUGGAGGACGCCCUGGGGGACGUGCAGAAGAGGAUGCUGGAUUCCGAGUGCAAGGUCAAACAGCUGCAGGCCCACGUCGUCGCCGUGAAGGAACACCUAGGGGGCCAGGCCACGGAGGAGCUGCGCGCUCAGCUCCAAGACGUCAAGGCCAAGUACGAAGGCGCUUCGGCCGAAGUGUGUCGCGUUCGCAACCGUCUCAAACAGAGCGAGAAGGCCUUGGAGGAGUACAAGAGCAGCGAGAACCAGCUGGCCACGGAGGCGGAGAAGCUCAACCAGGAGCUCGCAGCCGUGACCGCGGACCGCGACAACCUGGCGGAAAGCCUCUUGGAGAUGGAAGCCCACCUGAAGGAGACCCAGACCAAAUACGGCAACGCGGUGCCGGCUGAGAAGUUCGACAACAUGAAAAACCUGCUGAGCAACGCGGUCGACGAGAAGGAGCGGCAGAUCGCCGAGCUGAGGGAGGACUACGACCGCGUGCUGGAGGAGGUCGCCGAGCUCAACCGGAAGCUGGACGCGCCGUCCUCCCGCGGCGGGGCCGGCGCGGCGCAGGCGGCGCUCGAGGAGCAGAACGCCUCUUUGAAGAGGAGGCUGUCCGACGUGACGGCCAAAAGCAAGGCUCUGAUUCAGGAGGUCGAGGAGAGCGAGGAGGAGCGAGAGAUGCUGCGGGAGCAGCUGGAGGAGCUCAGCAGCCGGAUCCAGAUGGACUACGUUCCCGUGAACGCGCACGACGAAGCCCGCAGGAACAUGGUGUCGGCGUUGGAGGAGCUGGAGGACAAGCUGGUGGAAGCCGGCGAACGCUGCGGAAAAGCGGAGGCGCAGGUCCAGCAGCUUCAGUCGGAGAGGCCGGCGCUGCAGGAGAACAUCGGCAGUCUGCGAAGCGCCAGCGAGAGGCAGCUCGGCGAGAUGGACGCUCUGAGGUCCCAGAACGCCGACCUGAUGAAGAAAAUAGAACUUUUGCAGAGGAGAUGCGAGGACAGGGAAAGGGAGUGUGCGCGGCUGACCACGCAGAGCCAGACUCUGCAGCGCAGCUUGGAAGGAGAGUAUGUUCCCAGACGGCAGCACGAGCAAGUGAAGAUGGAGUUAAGGGCCACCUUAGAGAGCGCCAAAGCUGAGAGGUUGAAGUUGGAGACCAAGGGUGAAGAAAGUGGGGAAGAACUCAAGAAUGUGAAAGAGAGACACGAAAAGUUAAAAGAAAAGUUUGAAAAAGUCCAGUUGGAGAUGGGACGAGACUACGUGAGCGUCGCGGAGCACAAAGCGGUCACAGGCAAGUUGAACGCCGCCGUGGUGGAGGCGGAGAAACGGGCGAGCGAGGCGGCGGGGGGCCACGCGGCGGCCCAGCGGGAAACGGCGAAGCUUACUCAAGAACUGGAAGCUCAGAAGAAGGAACUCGACACCAUCCAGGAGGCCAUUCAGUCCAAGUUCAUCCCGCUGACGACCGCCGAGGAGAAAGAACACUCCCACAGCGCUCGGGUGAAGGAGCUGAGCGCCAAGCUGCUGGAGAUGGAAGAGAAGCACACCAGAGAAAUGUCCGCGAGGGAGGAGUUGGAACAGGAGAAGGAGAGACUCAAGGUCCACGUCGAAUCGGUCCAACAGCGGCUCGACUCCGCCGUGGCCGCCAGUGAAAAGCAACGCAACGCGGGGGAGGAGUUUAAGGAUGAACGGGAGGCGCUAACUCAGAAGCUGGUGAACCUGGAGCGGCAGCACGCCGAGGCCGCGCUUCAGGAGGAAGCGCUCCGAGAGCAGAAAGCCCUCGGCGACGCCCAGAUCCAGAGCCUCCAGGAGCGCCUGAAGUCGGAGUUGACCCGGAUUGCGACGUACGACACCGAGCUCAAAGCGCUGCACGACGCCAUGCGGCAAGCCCAGGACGAUUGCAAGAAGGCGAGGGAGGCUCAGCAGGAGGAGGCCCAGCGGGCGAGCCUCUUGCAGAAAGAUGCGCAGGAACGCCGCGGCGAUGAGGCCUCUCUGCUGCGGCAACAAGCCGAGGCCCAGGAAGCCCUGCAGGCCGAGGUCGCCAAGCUCCGCUCGGCUCUCCGCGCGGAGGAGGAGAACGGCGCCCAGAGGGCUGAGGACGUGUCGGCGCUGCAGUCGGAGCUCCUUCAGGCCACGCAGACUCUGGAGGACAUCAACUACAAAGAAGACCAAAUGAACCAGCUGAAGACGGAGAAGCGGCGGCUGGAGGAGGAGGCCGCCGACCUGAGCGGCAGGCUUCUGAGCGCCGCGGGGGAGAGCGCCGCGGCCCGCCGGGAGGCCGCGCAGGCGAGGGAGGGCGAGGGCAGAGCGCGGACGGAGAUGGAGGCGGUCCAGGAGAAGGGCCGCGCCAUCGAGAGGGAAAUUGGGGAGCUGAAGGAGAGAUACGACGAGUCGCUCGCCACCAUCCGUGAUCUCCAGAGGGGGAUUCAGAAGUCGGCUCAGCAGACUGAGGCCAAAGACAAAAAGAUCACAGAGUUGCUGACAGAUGUUGAGCGGUUGAAGCAGGCGCUCAACGGUCUGUCCCAGCUGGCGUACACAAGCAACGCGCCCAACAAGAGACAGACGCAGCACAUCGACACACUCCACGGCCAGAUCAAGAGCCUUCAGCAACAGCUGGCUGAUGCUGAGAGGCAACACAGAGAGGUGGUUUCCAUCUAUCGGACUCAUCUUCUCAGUGCAGCACAGGGCCACAUGGACGAGGACGUGCAGGCGGCCUUACUGCAGAUCAUCCGCAUGAGACAGGAGUUUGUGUGUUAAAAGCUUCCUGCGACAAAACAAAAGUGCUGCUGCCUGCCGACCCAGAUUUCCCGUUUUCACGCCUCCCACUGCUGAGUUCACCUGCUGUGGCCCCUGUGGGUGCCGUGUGCGUCUGUGCGUGUGUGUGUGUGUGUGUGUGUGUGUGU